AUAACGGACAUUCCGGUGAUCGAUCUUCCAUUCCUUCUUUGCUCCACCCCGCGAUCGUCCACCAGCAUUCUUUCUCUAUACCGCAAAAGGCGUCCGACACUCGCAAACGAGAAGGCGACUUCAGACCCUAAAAAUAGGAAACAAUAGCCAUUGUACGACUACCGACCAGAUUCAGCAACCCUGCAUACCAGCAGAUAUAUCUGAAGCCCGACCGGCUAGUCUACAGCUCUUAUCACUCACCGUCAACUACCUACUCAACCAUACCAUACUGGUCCGACUGUUAUCACCAUGAGUUUGGCGAGAGCCUUUACGAAGCGCAACAAGCGCCCCGAGGUCUCGGCGCCGAUGCCGUACCGUGAAGCACACAAGUUCUCCGGCCCGAUCAACCGAGACAAGAUCUCAGCCCCCGUGGAAUUGUUGUCGACGACGAAUAUGCUGGCCUACAAUGCUCCCGACAUUCACUCGGCAACCUCAUCGUCUACCUCGUCCCUGCAGUCACCGGAUGACUCGGAGCUGUCCUUUACGCAACGCAGUUUUGGCUCGCCGCUUACGACUCCGGAUGAAUCUCCGAUCGAGCCGAACCCUCUGCCUUCGUACUUUCCCAAGCGAUCUGCGACCAUUACGAGUCACCCCCGCUCUUCGACGUCGACAGCCUCCUCCACGGAAGCGCCCUUGGUUCCCAAGCGGGCCCUGUCCCACACGAAGCGGACUCAUCAAGAGCUUGCUCGCCAGCGUUCCUUGUCACGACUGUCUCCACCUCCAUUGAAUUCCUUGCGCAACGCAUCUAGCAACCGUCCAGCGCAUGAUAGCUACAAGGCGGAACCUCAUCCUUUCAGCAAGGAGCUGGAGCAGGUGAACGAGGUGGUGGAAGAGUUUGGUGGCGCGCGUAUACUCGACGAUGAAGAACUUAUCCUCCGAGACAAGGGAUUGAUGAAAUUCACCGCCGAUGACUAUCUCGUGGAGAUUGAGGACCUUUAUGGCAGCAUCUUCGAUGACUAUCUGGGUUCGAUAGGUUCUGGAGCCUGGCUAUGAGCCGAGUUUCCUUUCGCUUCUUCCUUUCUUUACAACCAUUUAUUUCCGAGGGAUUUUGCCUGGAGGGCACUGGACAGGGACUGGAUACUCCCUUCCUCUCAUCAGGAUUU
Molecule: messenger RNA, 1142 nt
Organism: Aspergillus ibericus CBS 121593
Lineage: Eukaryota; Fungi; Ascomycota; Eurotiomycetes; Eurotiales; Aspergillaceae
Exons: 1
Coding region: 289-1032 (247 amino acids)
Source: RefSeq, a predicted model, not a curated record